Molecule: messenger RNA, 2354 nt
Organism: Bolinopsis microptera
Lineage: Eukaryota; Metazoa; Ctenophora; Tentaculata; Lobata; Bolinopsidae
Product: protein phosphatase Slingshot-like
Exons: 12
Coding region: 201-1880 (559 amino acids)
Biological process (GO): actin cytoskeleton organization; negative regulation of actin filament polymerization; protein dephosphorylation
Cellular component (GO): cytoplasm
Molecular function (GO): protein tyrosine/serine/threonine phosphatase activity; actin binding
Source: RefSeq, a predicted model, not a curated record
GUGAUUUGGUUUGUAAUUAAUGAUCAGUUUUGUAGAUGGUCCUGUUAAUGUUUCUUCUUUGAGUGAGUAAUAUUGCUCCCUUCUCGUUCUAAACCGACCACCUGCAUACUCGCCCAGCCAACCCCUGCAGUUCCCACCAAAUACAGGACCCCACCCCUAUUGCCCUUCUUCGAGCGGGAGAGGAGAAGUUACUUCGUGGGAUGUUGACGAUAGAACUCUCAUCCGGAGAAGAAGAAGAAGAAGACGAGAAGAGUUUAGAAGAAAAUGAUGCAGAGGAGGAGAAUGUGGAGAUCUCUGCCGACCACGAGAAGUCACCACAGAAUGAUAAUAGCUCAGUGUUUCUUGAUAACCAAGAUAGGGUACCAGAGUUAACAGAGAAGGAGGUCAAAGGGAGGAUGGUCAUGUACCGGAACCCUAGUACAGAGAAGUUUCAAGCAGCGGUAACCAAGGUGAAGUUAGCUAACAGUGUAGUCCGUAGACUUCAGUUCCACACCACCAGAACCGUAGCCAGAGCCAUUGAUGGACCUGAUUCUGCUCCUAAACGGCAGAAGAAAAAGCCAGCAGUAGAUCUGGGACACUUCCCUGCGGUGCUGAGGAUGAUCUGCAGGGCGGUGAGAACUACUGAACAGUGUUACUUAGUGGUGGAGCUGGUCAGUCCUGACCCUGAGAAGCUGCUCCAGUACUUGGUCAUCUUGAGAAACAUAAACGAGGAGGGACAGAAGGAGGACAUGAUGUUGGGAGCUGAAGCGGAGCUGAUCGAGAACCGACCAGCUAACCUGCGUUUCUGUGUGGGAGUACCUGUCAAGAGUCACGUGACUGUCAAACUGGACGAUGGAGACGGCAGUUUUGUAGUGUGUGAUAUGCGAACAAGUCUGGUCCUGAAACCUGCUAACAUUCAGUCUCAGUGGGCAGCCAUUAACUUCCUCUCCGGCUCCCUACAAAACGCUCUUGAUAACAACUUCUUCCUCUACGGCAAGAGUCACAAAUGGUGCUCCUUUUAUACCAACCAAAAUGACAUGGGCAGUGCAAGUAACUGGAACUUGUCCAGUUUUAGGAAAACACCAAGAAAGAGCAUCAUGGAAAUAUUUGACAAGAGGGCUGCGUUUGAUAAUCAGAAAUCCCCGAUCGGUGUCACUAAAAACCUCCUCGAUGUUGAACCUUCAGCAAGGGAGCUGCCGAUUGCUUCUCUGGACGAGUUGUCUCGGUUGAUUGUUCUGACGAUAAGGAGCGUUAUGUACAAUAUAGACCUCGAUGAAGCCAGCUGUAAAUCCAUCAGAACACAAGUGGAAAAAGAUAUGGGAAUGAGCCUGAAUCAUUACAAGAAUUUUAUCGAAGAGAAAAUCCUGAUGACACUCGGUCAGAUGGACGAACCGUCUCUAAUUAAAGACUACCUUUACCUUGGAUCGGAAUGGAACGCGUGUAACUACGAGGAACUGGUUGAGAACGGCAUAACUCACAUUCUCAACGUUACCUCAGAGAUAGAUUCUCCUUUCGAGUCUUCAUUCGACUAUCUUAGGAUCGAAGUGUUGGACGUGCCGAAGUCUAAUCUUUUGGAACACUGGGAAAAUACUCAUAAGUACAUUAAGAAUUGCCGGGACUCCAAAGGCAAGGUGUUAGUACACUGCCAGAUGGGAAUCAGUAGAUCAGGGUCCACCACUAUGUCCUACUUAAUGAGAGAAUACGACAUGUCGCUCUCAGACGCCUCUUCCUUCGUGAAGCAUCGCAGGUCUUGUGUCAAACCUAAUUGGGGUUUUCAAAAACAGUUAGAGCUCUAUCAGAAAACCAUCACAGAGUAUCACAAUGAUGAACAGACAUUGAAUCAAAUCCUGGAUUCUACUGAUAUCAAUGAACUUUAUGCAGCUGGUGGUGAAGUAGGAUAGAAUUCAGUCUUUUUAAAAGCUCCUUGUCAGCUUUCAGUCAGAUUAGUUUGCGAGUGAAAAUGAGGUACUAUAAAAAUAAGUAAAGAGCGUGCAUCUAUCGAUAGUCGAUGUAUAUUGUAUGAAGAAUACUGAAGAGUAAGUGAUGGAGAUCAAAUAAUUUUGAUGGAUUCCAUGAUUAUCAAAACUGAGGCAGAAUCGAACUUGCAAAUUUAUGCAGUUUUUAAUUAAGAUUUUUGAGUUUUUCAAUAUGUUGAUAAACGACACGUCCUUAUAGUUAUAAAUAUAUUUUAAUUCGAUUCGUUAGAUUUGAUAGAAUCAUACAAAUAUUAAGGGGUUUAUAAUGAUUUAAAGCUUGUAAAGAUAACCUUAAAUUUUUUGAAGUUUUUAAUUGUAAUUGUAUUCAGUAAACAUUCGGCGAUUUCAUUCAUCGUUGUUUGUGAACUCAUGAUAUCAGUCAAAAUCAGAAUUCCUGAA